CGAUGUUAUCGGUUCCACUGUCGCCUGGAUACGGGUGCACACAUGCAGUCACUACAUAUACUCCUAGACAAACCGCAUCUCGAUCAUCGUGGCCCGCGAAUUAAGAUCCAGCGCCGAAGAUGUCCUCACAAGUCGUGCAGUACUGGCCACUGAUCUUGAUGCACCUCCUGCUGUCAUCCAGCAGCGGGGCGACGGCCGGGAAGGUCCCCGCGAUCAUCGUGUUCGGGGACUCCACGGUGGAUCCCGGCAACAACGACUACAUCCCCACCGUCGCCAAGGGCAACUUCCCGCCGUACGGGCGCGACUUCGAAGGCGGCGUCGCCACCGGCCGGUUCACCAACGGCCGCCUCGUCACCGACUUCAUGUCGGAGGCGCUCGGCUUGGCGACCUCCGUGCCGGCCUACCUGGACGGCAGCUACACCAUCGACCAGCUCGCUGGCGGCGUCAGCUUCGCUUCAGGAGGCACCGGGCUGGACACUAUGACGGCAAAACUCGCAUCAGUGAUAUCAAUAAGUCAGCAGCUGGAAUACUUCAAGGAAUACAAGGAGAGGCUGAAGCACGCCAAGGGCCAGACCGUGGCCGACGAGAUCAUCGCCGAGGCGCUGUACAUCUUCAGCAUUGGCACAAACGAUUUCUUCGUGAACUACUACGUCAUGCCUCUCCGGCGCGCCCAGUACGCGCCAACGGACUACGCCGGCUACCUGGUAGGCCUCGCCGAAGACGCCGUCCGCCAAGCCUACGAGCUCGGCGCGCGCAAGGUCAUGCUCAGCGGCAUCCCGCCGUUCGGGUGCGUGCCGGCGGCGAGGACGUUGAACCGGGAUGCGCCGGGGGAGUGCAACGAGGAGUACAACCGGGUUGCGCAGAGUUACAACGCCGGGGUCAGGGACGCCGUAGUGAGGCUCGGCGCCGAGCUCGCCGGCGCGCGGGUGGUGUACCUGGACGUGUACGACGUGCCGUCCGCCAUCUUCGCCCACCCGUCGGAGUACGGCUUCGAGAACGUCGCGCGAGGUUGCUGCGGCACGGGGCUCAUCGAGACGACCGUCCUGUGCGGCAUGGACGAGGCGUUCACGUGUCAGGAUGCUGAUAAGUACGUCUUCUUCGAUUCGGUUCAUCCUUCCCAGAGGACUUACAAGCUUUUAGCGGACGAAAUUAUCAAAACUACGCUGCAAGUAUUCCUAGUAUGAUAUUUUGUACAUAUAUAAAGGAAAACGUUUAAAUUAAGCCGGCUGAUUUUCCACGGCGCGUAAGCCGCCUGGAACGCACGGACACGUGUCCAGCCCCACGCGUCGCUCACAACCGCCCAGCCUUAUCUUCUUCGCAUCCACAUGUUCGUUCCCACUUCUUUCCACCCGCUUGAUGUCAAACGCGGGAGAGGAGGCAUGGCGCUGCAGCAUGAAGGAGGAGGCUGGAGCCUGGCACCGCUCGCCGGAGGCGGACGCCGCCCAUCGCCGGAGGAAGUCGCGUCCCCGUGGAACUCGCCACGACGGCGGAGCUACAAUGCAGCACAAGCGGCGCCCCGAUCCCGUGGAGCUUGCCAGCGGCGGUACUGCUUGGCUGCAAGGGAGCUCUCGCCGGCGGCUGCACUCGCGAUGGUUGUUGAAGCUGCAGUGCUUCAACGCAGCAUCUGUAGUGCUGCUCGCUGGCGACGAAGCUUCGAUGCAACAUCCAUGGCGCUGCUCGCCGGCGAAAGAGCUGCAACGCAACAUCCAUGGUGCUGCUCGCCGGCGGCAGACCUGCAACGCAACAGCCAUGGUGCUUCAUCGCAUCAUCCAUGGCGCUGCUCGCCGGCGACAGAGCUGCAACGCAUCAGCGAUGGUGCUUCAACACAGCAUCCAUGGCGCUGCUCGCCGGCGACGAAGCUUCAACGCAGCAUCCAUGGUGCUCGGCCGAAGUUGCAAUCGAGCUUCGAUAGAGCACCGGUGCUGCGUUGGAGCUCGGUCGGAGUUGCAAGCAACGAAGCUUCGCCGGAACCGUUGGAGCUUUAUUGGGGCUGCAAUGGAGCUAGGCCGGAGUUGCAAUGGAGUUCGCCGGAGCGUCAUUGCUGCGCUGGAGCUUCAUCCGGUUGCAAUGGAGCUCACCGGAGGCCGUUAGUGCUGAGUUGGAGCUUCCCGCUGGGGCUGCAAUGGCGCUGCGUUGAAGCUGUCACUCUUGCUGCUGCCUGUUGUAAUCCAACGCUUCCCAGCAUACUGAUCCGACGGCUGAACAGGCGGAUGAUUUCUCUAAGAAAUCAUCCGGCUGAUUUGUAGCAUCGCCCAAAAAUUAUGGAAAUCAGAUAAUAGUGGUAGGAAAGAGUAGAUUUUGUGCAGAUCCACCUUUGGUUUCCUGGGUAACAUGGACAUCUUAUAUGGAAAUUUUCUUUUACUUCAAGGGCAGUUUAA
Messenger RNA from Triticum aestivum (bread wheat), 2378 nucleotides. Its product is annotated as GDSL esterase/lipase At4g26790. NCBI's taxonomy places the organism in Eukaryota, Viridiplantae, Streptophyta, Magnoliopsida, Poales, Poaceae. Bases 120 to 1184 code for a protein of 354 amino acids. The record is from RefSeq and is a predicted model, not a curated record. Gene Ontology annotation, molecular function: hydrolase activity, acting on ester bonds. The transcript has 2 exons.